Molecule: messenger RNA, 1422 nt
Organism: Chaetura pelagica (chimney swift)
Lineage: Eukaryota; Metazoa; Chordata; Aves; Apodiformes; Apodidae
Gene: HADHB
Product: hydroxyacyl-CoA dehydrogenase/3-ketoacyl-CoA thiolase/enoyl-CoA hydratase (trifunctional protein), beta subunit
Exons: 15
Coding region: 1-1422 (473 amino acids)
Biological process (GO): fatty acid beta-oxidation
Molecular function (GO): acyltransferase activity, transferring groups other than amino-acyl groups
Source: RefSeq, a predicted model, not a curated record
AUGAGUUCCAUGCUGGUCCAGGCCAUCAGAAACCUCCCUGUGUCCUCGGCAUGGGCUGCCCGGGGCUUUGCUCGGUCGCUCAGCUGCUCUUCACAGUUACAAGCUGCAGUCCAGCCUAAGAGUAAGAAGACCUUAGCCAAAAGUGGUGUAAAGAAUAUUGUGGUGGUGGAGGGUGUUCGUAUCCCAUUUUUGCAGUCUGGCACCUUGUACGCGGAUCUUAUGCCACAUGACUUGGCAAGAGGAGCACUGCAGGGCUUGCUGAACUGGACCAGUGUCCCAAGGGAUGUUGUUGAUUACAUUGUUUAUGGCACUGUUAUCCAGGAGGUGAAAACAAGUAAUGUUGCCAGAGAGGCUGCCUUGGGAGCUGGUUUCUCUGACAAAACUCCAGCCCACACAGUCACCAUGGCUUGCAUUUCUUCAAACCAGGCAAUGACCACAGGCGUGGGGAUGAUUGCGGCUGGACAGUGCGAUGUCGUCGUAGCAGGGGGCGUGGAGUUCAUGUCAGAUGUUCCCAUUCGUCACAGCAGGAAGAUGAGGAAGACUAUGCUGACUCUUAACCGAGCAAAGACCUUGGGCCAAAAGCUCUCCCUGAUUUCCAGAAUUCGCCCUGACUACUUUGCUCCUGAGCUGCCAGCUGUGGCAGAAUUCUCCACCAGUGAGACCAUGGGGCACUCGGCCGAUCGUUUGGCCGCUGCCUUCGGCAUUUCCCGUUUGGAACAGGAUGAAUAUGCCCUCCGUUCACACACCCUGGCUAAGAAAGCCCAGGAUGCAGGUUGGCUCCUUGACGUGGUGCCCUUCAAAGUGCCAGGCAAAGAUACAGUUACCAAAGAUAACGGGAUCCGUCCUUCCUCAAUCGAGCAGAUGGGCAAACUGAAGCCAGCUUUUGUGAAGCCCUAUGGAACUGUCACAGCUGCCAACUCCUCCUUCCUGACAGAUGGUGCCUCUGCAGUUCUGCUUAUGUCUGAGGAGAAGGCUCUGGCGAUGGGAUACAAACCAAAGGCCUACCUGAGGGACUUCGUGUAUGUGUCCCAGGAUCCAAAGGACCAGCUGCUGCUGGGACCAACGUACGCUACUCCCAAAGUGCUGGAGAAGGCUGGUCUAACCAUGGCUGACAUCGACGUCUUUGAAUUCCAUGAAGCUUUUGCUGGGCAGAUACUGGCUAACCUGAAGGCCAUGGAUUCUGACUGGUUUGCACAAAACUAUAUGGGCAGAAAGUCAAAGGUUGGAGCCCCUCCUCUGGAGAAGUUCAAUAACUGGGGCGGGUCCCUCUCGCUGGGACAUCCUUUCGGUGCCACCGGUUGCCGUCUGGUCAUCACUGCUGCCCACAGACUGCAGAAGGAGGGAGGACAGUAUGGCCUGGUGGCUGCCUGUGCUGCAGGAGGGCAGGGGCACGCAAUGAUCGUGGAGCUUUACCCUCAGUAA